Molecule: messenger RNA, 2606 nt
Organism: Papilio machaon (common yellow swallowtail)
Lineage: Eukaryota; Metazoa; Arthropoda; Insecta; Lepidoptera; Papilionidae
Gene: Sir-3
Product: SID1 transmembrane family member 1
Exons: 18
Coding region: 69-2606 (845 amino acids)
Cellular component (GO): membrane
Source: RefSeq, a predicted model, not a curated record
UCCUUCCGUGAUUCGAUUGCUAUAGAUAAAUAUUGAAGUUUUAUUUAAGAAGUUGGGUACUGCUAAAUAUGUGUGCGCGAGUAAUGUGGUGCGCAUGUGCGGCGCUGGCGACGCUGGCGACGCUCGCGGCGGCGGCCGGCAUCUCCGUCGUGCAGCUCAGGGCGCAGUACGACACGCAGUACGAGCUGCCGCUCAACCGCACCCUCGAGUACAUCCUGGAGUUCCCGCCGACGCCGGGGGCUGCAGAGGGCGAAGCGCGACCGGGCGUGCUGUGGGCCGCCAGCUCGGGUGGAGACGCCGCUCACCCAGUGCUGCUCACCGUGCGCCAGCCCGCCGGCGUGACGACGUGGCAGCUGCCGUACGAGGUGGGCGAUGCGGGAGGCUCGGGAGGUGCGGCACCGCUACAGCUGCAGCGCACGCUGUGCCCCGCGGACACGGCGCGCGCGCCCGACGACUCUGGCUGCGGCGCCGCCGACGAAGGUGAAGGCGAGGGUGCGGCGCGCGGGCUCUCUUUGCACGUGUCGUCGUCGUGCGCCGCGCAGCUUCUCGUACAGGUGGAAGUGCGCCUGACACACCGCUGGCGCCUACCUUUCUCGGAACCGGUCACGCUGGCAGCCUCGCUGACGGCGCCGCAGGUGGUGCACUACCAGUUCGAGGAGGUGCAGCACAGUGUGCGGCUCGAGCUGCGCUCCGAGGACGACGUGUGUGUGUCCGUGUCCGUGCAGGACUACUCUUGCCCGAUCGCGCAGUCGCUGGCGGACAUCGGCAGGCCGGGCCUGCGCAUGACCAUGCAGCGCUCCGCCGCCGUGCAGCUGUCGCGGCGGCAGUUCCCGCGCGGGUUCGUGGUUGUUGUGCUCGUGCAGCCUUCGCCAGCGGCGUGCGGCGGCGCGGAGGCGGAGACCGGGGCGCCCGCCGACUGGCUGUGGGCGGACGCCGUGCUGGGCGCCGAGCCGCAAGCCACGUCGUCGCCCGCCAGGACGAAGGAGUUCACCGUCACCAUUGAGGCGGCGCUGACGCGCGCGCAGUACGUGACGGCCAUCGCGGUCACGGCGGCGCUCUUCCUGGCCUUCUACGUGGCGUUCGGGGUGCUGGUGCUGGCACGGCGUUGGCCGGCCUGGGCGCGCCUAGUGCGGCCGCACGCCGCGCCCGCACUCGACUCCCAGCCCGCGGCAACGCCGCCCCCAGACCACGCAAGCGAGGGCCACACGGACGGCGCCGCCCCGCCUGGCGCUCCGCCCGCCGGCCGACGCCGUCGCACUUCUGUGGAUACGUUUGACAGCAGCGACGACAGCUCGUCCGAGGAGGAGGAGCCCCCCGCCACCACUGCCACCACUGCCACCACUGUCACCACCGCCACCCCCACCACGCCCGCCAACGGACAUACGGCGUUAGAUGGUGGACAAGGCGCAUUCGGUCUGCCAGCUCGGCUGCGGCUGGCGCAGUUGGCGCGCCGGCGCGAGCGCACGCUGCGGGCUCGCUCCGACCGCUACCUGUACACGUUGCUCACCGUCGCCGUCUUCUACGCCCUGCCCGUGCUGCAGUUCGUCGCCGUCGUCAAGAUCAUCCUGAACUUGUCGGGCUCGCUCGACAUCUGCUACUACAACUUCCUGUGCGCGCAUCCGGCGGGCGUUCUCAGCGACUUCAACCACGUGCUGUCCAACCUGGGCUACCUGCUGCUGGGCGCGCUCUUCGCGCUGCAGGUGCAGUUGCGACGAGCUCGUCGCCGCGCACGCCCGCGCGCGCCAGAGUACGGCAUCCCGCCGCACCACGGCCUGCUCUCCGCGCUCGGCGUCGCCAUGAUGAUGGUGGCCUUGCUCUCCGCCACCUACCACGUCUGCCCCAACAAGAUCAACUUCCAGUUCGAUACGGCGUUCAUGUACGUGCUGGCGGUGCUGAGCAUGGUGAAGAUUUACCAGUCACGACAUCCUGACGUCAACGCGCGCGCUCACGCCACCUUCGGCGUGCUGGCCGUGCUCAUGGCGCUGGUGGUGUGGGGUGUGCUGGGCGGCGGCGCGCUCUUCUGGGGCGCGUGGACAGUGCUACAUGUCUUCACCUUCCUGCUGCUCUCCUUGCGUAUCUACUACGUCGGACAGUUCCGCCUCGAGAAGCACAGCCUGCAGGAGGCGGCGCGCGAGCUGCGGCGCGGCGCUCGGCCACUGUACGGCGCGCGGUUGGCCAUCCUGCUGGCCGGCAACGCGCUUAACUGGCUGCUCGCCAUCUACGGGCUGGUGCGUCAGUCGGGCGACUUCGCGGGGCACAUGCUGCAGGUGCUGCUGGGCAACACGCUGCUGCACAUGGUCUCGUACCUGGCGCUCAAGCUGGCGCACCGCGAGCGCCUGCGCUGGUACGCGUGGUGCUGGCUGGCGGGCGCGGCGGCCGCCUGGGCGCCCGCGCUCUACUUCUUCGUGUCCGGCUCUUCCGACUGGUCGACAGCGCCCGCGCUCUCCCGCCACUACAACCACCACUGCAUGGUGCUGCAGUUCUACGACUCCCACGACCUGUGGCACCUGCUGUCGGCUGUGGCGCUCUACUGCUCCUUCAACGCCAUGCUCACCUGGGACGACGGCCUCUCUGCUCUCAAGAAAACAGAUAUACCCGUCUUCUGA